Xiphophorus couchianus (Monterrey platyfish) is the source of this 4392-nucleotide messenger RNA. RefSeq names its product BCL3 transcription coactivator (gene bcl3). Gene Ontology annotation, cellular component: cytosol. The record is from RefSeq and is a predicted model, not a curated record. Bases 2206 to 3690 code for a protein of 494 amino acids. The transcript has 9 exons. Gene Ontology annotation, biological process: cellular response to tumor necrosis factor. Lineage: Eukaryota; Metazoa; Chordata; Actinopteri; Cyprinodontiformes; Poeciliidae. Gene Ontology annotation, molecular function: NF-kappaB binding.
UGUUACCGUACCAGGAAUUAAGUAGUAAAUUAUGUUUAUUAUUAUUAUUAUUAUUAUUGCAAUCCUAAUGAAUAAAAUAUUUAAUUUACAAAACAUAUGUCACUGCUAUAUAACUUCCAUGGCCCUGUGCUGUACAACUUAACCAUUGCUUCCAGAGAGGGGGGACACUAAUUUAAAAGCAUUGUUCUUUCAAGUUAGUUAUUUAAAAAGAACUAAUUAACUCUGCACUUUUUCUUGGGAAAAAGGGAAACAGAAACACCUUUCAUUUUUUGGAACAAAGCAAAGAUAAAACUGCUCGCAGUUAAAACACCUGCUGCUGAAAAUGCCAAUCAAAAACCACUCAGCACCCUACUGUAUAAGUUCAAAGGUCCAAAAUUAGUUUAAAGCAAUCUGCGUUUUUAAUAUCUAGUAUUUAAUCACACUGUAAUUUGAGAGCUGUGUUGCACUUUUGCCAUCCUCUCACAAGAGGGCCACAUUUCUCCCAUGUACUUUGAUGCGUUACCCUGUGAUUUUCUGUGAAAGCCCUCUGGUGAAGGGUGAACUUUUACAUUAAGGAGUAUUAUUAUAUUUUCUGUUGAAAGCCAGUAUGAAUGGAAAGAUCAGUGGAGCUCUAUGGUUUCCAUUGUGCUGCCGGCUUUAAGAGGUGUGUUUACAGGAGUAAGCAGGGUGUAAAUGUGCAAGCAAGUGUAUACUUUUGAUAAAUAAUUACACAUUAUUCCACACUUAACCAUAAUGGUUGAGUGCACUGACAGCUGCAGGGCUUGUUGAUAGUAUCAGGGUGUUUUAGGGACUUUAGACACACAGCUUGACUUUCCGUUGCCCACUCCACACUUCAGUGGAAAGAGGAAAGUCCCAAAUUGACCCAGGUAAUGAGAACCUUGCUAAGGGUGGGGUAAGACAGGAUUAUAGACAAGGAAAAAAAGACUGUCUGCUUGGGUGUGAAGUCGCAGUAGGACUAGCAGCAAUGCUUCAUGAGUCAUGAUGGAGCAUCUACUGUUUGCUACUCUCCUUGUUCAUCUGUUUGUGGUUUCUUGAGCUCAGCUUAACAUGCAGGCUGGUGUUCCCAAACCCAAGCAACAGAAAAUGUAUAAAUCUAAGGUUAGAUGCAGAUUUCAGAUAUGCAUAAUAAUUAACUGCAUGCUAGAAGAAAAAGAGCAGUAAGAGAAGUAAAUGUGGACGUUCAACAUGCUGUUACCAAAGACUUUCUACGUUUUUUGCAGAUGAAAUCAGCUGUAAUGCAUCACGGCCAGGAAAUUAUUGUCUGUUUUUCACAGAAAAUAGAUCAAAUCAGUUCAGAAGUGGAAGUGGGCCACUGUAAUGAACACGAGGCACUCAAGCUGUGUGAUGGAUAACAUGCAAAUCAAAAGGUCCAAAAUUAUGUUAAUGGAAGCAUAAGAGGACAUGAAAAUUUCCAACAGGAAGUUCAUCUUUUAGUAACAUCAUGGUACUGGAAAUAACUUCAAAUCGGCCAGGUAUGUAGGAAUGCGUCCAGUAUGUGGAAGCUUGCAGUCUGGUAAAUUUGAACAUUAGCUGAAAAUAUUUCAUUCUUGGCAUUAAGACCACCAGUCUCCUUCAUUACAUAAAUGGCAUAAGGUGUAGUUGAAUCUGUUGCUUUGUGUGCCAUGUUUUUGUAUUGGUCUCCCUUUUUUCUCACCUGCCUGCCUCCAAAAAAAAGAAAAAGAAAAGAAAGAAAGAAAAAGACAAGCAUGCCUGCUUUAAAUUCUCAAGAAAUGUUUUGAACUCGUCUGCAAAACAGUCAGAUAUCCAGACUACGUCGGAAAUGCAAAAAAUUACCACGAAUUCAGCGCAACGUUAAACUCCUUUCCUGCCCAGCUCGGUGUAAUUAACAGCUUCGAGUUCAUUGUUUCGGUUUAAAACGAAAGCAGGCCUACAGCGUCAAACAGGCGUUCAUUAAGAGCAGAUGCGCAGCUCCUCCGAGACUCGCUCAGAAAGGUGCGCAGGGAUACACAGAUGUGUCUAUAAGUUCUCCUGGGUUUCCCUUCGUGUAUACUGGCACGAGUCUGAACAUUUGAGCGCUUAUCUGAUCAGAGACAAAAAAGGGAAAUAGGGCAAUGGUUUGAUUUGAUCGCCGCCCGUUUUCCCCCUUUAGAUGUUGGAGUUUCUCACUUUGUUUUUUUUUAUAUAAUUAGUAUUUUUCUCCGGACGUGGCCAAAGUUGCGCUGUUACCUGAACCUGGCUCAGUUGAUGCCGAGUCUUAUUACAAUGAGCGUUGACCACCAGUCGGUUGCCGCAGCGCCGCUGGAUCUGAGCACCACAGCUCGAGGGCGCAGGAACGCGGGGGACUUAACCUUUUGCGCCGGGGACGCCCGGGCGACCGGCGGCUCACCUGCGCCUCCUGCGAGCACCGGGACGGACAGUUCAGCGGCUCGCCGCUCCCCGGACGCGGAAAGCACUCAGCUCGGCAAACGAGCAGCGGACUCAUCUCCCAUAAAGACUCCAUCGAAGCUUCCUUUUAGGAAGCGCACGUUUCCCGUCGAACAGGAGGUCCAGAAGCCGGCUGCACCGAUUUCAGUGGCAAGCUCACCCUGCUCUUCCCCCGCAGAGGAGCAGAAAGUCCGGAAGAGUGCGGCUAGUCGCUUGGAGAGAGCAGCGGAUGAAAGCAGGUUCGCCGUUGCACCGGUGACCCACAGGCGGACCGAGCAAGCAGCUCACAGUCCGGAAGGCUAUUCCUGCUGCAUCUUGCCCAUUAUUAAUUACGGUCACUACCCAGUGUGCCUGCCCCCCUUUCCAGAGCCACACCACCCACGAGUACACCAGACUGACAACCUGCUGACAGGAAUUUCUCUGGCCACACAUCAGGAUGAAGACGGAGACACAGCCCUCCAUAUAGCUGUGGUUCAAGGAGAAUUGCCCAUCGUCCACAAACUCAUCCACCUGUUGGUGUUGGCUCGAAGAGGCCUUGAUAUCUACAACAAUCUUCGUCAGACUCCUCUUCAUCUGGCAGUGAUAACCAAGCAAGCAAACAUGGUGGAUGUUUUGUUGAGGGCGGGGGCCGACCCUGCUGUCUUGGACCGUCAUGGCCAAACAGCACUCCAUCUCUGCUGUGAAUAUCAGCUGCUCGAAUGCCUAUCUGUACUGCUGUCUUUCUCCUCAUCUUCACCCUGCCUGGAGAUCAGAAACUUUGAAGGUCUGAGUCCUCUUCAUUUGGCUGUGCUGCAAGGCCAUAAAAAUUUGGCAAAAAUGCUGCUGGAUGCAGGAGCAGACAUCAACGUGAUGGACAUUAAGAGUGGUCAGAGUCCUCUCAUGCAUGCCGUGGAAAGCAAUAAUGCAGAUAUGGUCCACUUCCUCAUUGAGAAUGGCUGUGACGUCAACAGCCAGUCGUACAGCAGGAACACAGCUCUGCACAUCGCCUGUGGCCGAGGUCAGGUGGAUACCGUCCGGCUGCUGCUGAAGAGCGGAGCAGACAGUAGUCUCAAGAACUACCACAAUGAUACGCCAGUGAUGGUGGCCAAGAAUAAAAAAAUAACAGAUGUGUUACGAGGAAGAGGAUCCAAGCAGAUCAAAGUUCAAGAGCAGCCUUGUGUGUCGGUCUCACCGCGUCAGAGUUGCUAUAUGGAGAAUGGAUCCCCUUCUUCAAACCACAGUCAUGGAUCUACACCUCCUACAACACCACACAGCUUCCUUCCUAGUGCUUCCCAUCCCCUAAAGACUUCGUCUGCACUAUUCUAGCUUUGUGCAAUAUUUCCAGUGGAUCUCGCAACUACCUCCACACAGCUAAUCGUCAAACUCAGGGCAUUCAGCAAAGGAUUUGCCUCAUAUGAGGGAAAGCCAGAAAAUAUCAGCAUUAGACUCAACACUGGACCACAUCUCAAAUGUGGCCUUCUUUGAGCUGUUAUUGCCUUGCCAGAUGAGGCAUCUCAAAUCAUACAGCUGCUGUUUUGGACAUUUAUCUUGUGAAUAUAAAAAUAAAACUUCUGGGUAAUGCUGACAUUAAAAAAUGAGGAGUUUCCUCUUUUCCAAGUCGGCAUGAACAGAAGUGGGAAACUGCAUGUAAACAAGCUUGAAUGUAAAAGAUUUUUUUUGGAGUUACUUGCACAUAUUUGUAAAUUACAUGAAAUAAUUGUUAAUGAAAUCAGAAUUCCUGCCUUUUUAUUUUUGAUACACAUCAGAGCAUAAACUGAAUAUUAUAGGAAAUGAAAGAGGCUUUAAAGGACAUACAGUGAUACAAAGUUUAUUUGAAGAUUCCAGUAUUCCUUUUGUGAAUGUUCCUUUAAUUACAGACUGUAAGGAAACAAAUCCCUACAUAUUUAAGCAAGCGAGAUUGGAAAUGGUAUCUUGUUUAAGUGUUUGUGUUUGUAUGCCUGUAUCUAUUUUCCUAUCUUGUCAAAAGUUAUUGACUGUUUUUUUUAUAAAGUUUGUUCAACAGUUUCA